Erinaceus europaeus (western European hedgehog) is the source of this 4546-nucleotide messenger RNA. Its product is annotated as zinc finger protein 709-like. Bases 203 to 1600 code for a protein of 465 amino acids. Gene Ontology annotation, molecular function: DNA-binding transcription repressor activity, RNA polymerase II-specific. The transcript has 5 exons. Gene Ontology annotation, biological process: negative regulation of transcription by RNA polymerase II. NCBI's taxonomy places the organism in Eukaryota, Metazoa, Chordata, Mammalia, Eulipotyphla, Erinaceidae. The record is from RefSeq and is a predicted model, not a curated record.
UCAGUACUGUGCGUCUGGGACCCUGCUUUUCUCUGAGUGCUGCUCUCAUCUUCUGCUGGUUUGGACCUUGGAGAGGAGACUCAGUGCAGUGUUAUCAAGUGAAAAGGCUGUGCUGCCGGACGUAAAGCAGAGUCUCAAGCUACUGUUGUGUGCUAUCUGUCCAUCUUCUGGCCUGAAAGGGAAGUCAGAGAAAGAAGAAAAGAUGGCAGUUUCUCGGGACUCAGUAACCUGCAAAGAUGUCGCUGUGACCUUCACUCAGGAGGAGUGGGCACUACUAAAUCCUUCAGAGAAGAAACUGUACAGAGGUGUGAUGUGGGAAACCUUUAGCCACCUAUUCUCAGUAGGAAUAUUACAGAAGAACUGUUCCACCAAAAAGCAGCAUAAACCUCAAGGGAAUAAAGAAAGUAAUAUAGUAGUGAAAAAAUCUCAGGGCAAGGAACAAAGUAUAAAUCAAGAGGGAAAGGAACAAAGUAAAUAUCAAGAGGAACCUCAAGAAAGUGGAGUAUGCAAGAAACAUUUAACUUACUUUAGUCAUCUUCAAAAACACCAAGGAACUCACAGUGGAGAGAAAUACUAUAAAUGUGAAGUGUGUGGGAAAACAUUCAUUUUUUUCAGUCAUCUUUGGGCACAUGAAAGAAGCCACAAUGGAGAGAAACCCUAUAAAUGUAAACAAUGUCAUAAAACAUUCAGUACUUGCAGUGUUCUUCAGCAACAUGAAAGAAGUCACAAUGGAGAGAAACCCUAUGAAUGUAAGCAAUGCAGUAAAACAUUCAGUACAUCCAGUUAUCUUAUAUGUCAUGAAAGAAUUCACACUGGAGAAAAACCUUAUGAAUGUAAAGAGUGCAGUAAAACAUUUACUUAUUCCAGUUCUCUUCAGAUACAUACAAGAAUUCACACUGGAGAGAAACCCUAUGAAUGUAAACAGUGUGGCCAAAGAUUUGCUUUUUCCUGUUCUCUUCGGACACAUGAAAGAAAUCACAAGGGAGAGAAACCCUUUAAGUGUAAAUUUUGCAGUAAAACAUUUAGGCAAUCUACUCAUCUUCGAACCCAUGAAAGAUACCACAAUGGAGUGAAACCCUAUGAAUGUAAACAAUGUAGUAAAACAUUCAGUCAAUCCAGUCAUCUUCGGAUACAUGAAAGACAUCACAAAGGAGAGAAACCCUAUGUGUGUAAACAGUGUAGUAAAGCUUUCUAUACUUCUGAUAAUCUUCACACGCAUGAAAGAAUUCACAGUGGAGAGAAACCCUAUGAAUGUAAACAGUGUAGUAGAACAUUCAAUCAAUCCAGUUCUCUGCGGGUACAUGAAAGAACUCACAGUGGAGAGAAACCCUAUAAAUGUAAACAGUGUAGUAAAACAUUCAGUCAAUCCGGUUCUCUGCGGAUACAUGAAAGAAUUCACACUGGAGAGAAACCCUAUGAAUGUAAACAGUGUAGUAGAACAUUCAGUUGUUCCAGCUCUCUGCGGACACAUGAAAGAUUUCACACUGGAGAGAAACCCUAUGAAUGUAAACAGUGUAGUAAAAUAUUCAGUUAUUCCAGCUCUCUGCGGACACAUGAAAGAAUUCACACUAAAGAGAAACCCUGUGAAUGUAAACUGUAGUAAAACAUUCAGUCAUUCCAGCUCUCUUUGGUCACAUGAAAGAACUCACAGUGAGGAAUAACUAUGAAUGUAAACAAUGUGGGAAAGCAUUCAGUCUUUCCAAUUCUCUUUGCAUACAUGAAACAACUCACAAUGGGGAAAAACCCUAUGAAUGUAAAUGGUGCGGUAAAGCAUUCACUUUUUCCAGUUCUCUUCAAAAACAUGAGAAAAGCCCCAGUAAAGAGAAACCUUAAAAUAAUGGGGGGCAGUAGUUCAGUGGUUUAAGUGUACAUGGCGCAAAGCUCAAGGACCUGCUCAGGGAUCCCGGUUUGAGCCCCCCAGCCCCCACCUGCAGGGAGGUCACUUCACAGGCAGUGAAGCAGGUCUGCAGGUGUUUUUUCUCUCCCCUUCUUUGUCUUCCCCUCCUCUCUCAAUUUCUGUCUGUCCUAUCCAACAACAAUGACGAGGAUAAAACAGCAUGGGCCUGUGGUGGAUGGGUGGGGAGAAUACAGGUCCAAGAAGGAUUCAGAGGACCAAGUGGGGGUUGAAUUGUUAUAUGGGAAACUGGGGAAUGUUAUGCAUGUAAAAACUAUUGUACUUACUGUUGAAUGUAAAACAUUAAUUCCCCAAUUAAAAAAAAACAGCAUGGACAGCAAAGGGGAAAAUGGACUCCAGGAGCAGUGGGUUCAUAGUGCAAGCACCAAGCCCCAGCAAUAACCUUGGAGGCAGUAAAGUCUUCAGUUGUUCCACUACUAUUUGAACAUAUGGAAAUAUGCACAUUGGACAUAAAUGUAUACACAUGAGUAAAGACUAAAUAGAGAUGUAACCUGAGACAUUGAUAGAGUAGUUAGUGGUUUAACCUUGAAUGUAACAGGUCCCAGGCUUGAGACCCAACACUGCAUGUCUAAGUUAUGGUCUUUUUUUUUUUAAUCUUUCUUCCAUAUUAAUCAAUGAGUAAAUAUUUGUAAUGAUUAUAGAGAUCAUAGUUCCAUAACACACAUGUGAAUUCACAUGUGUGAGUCCUAAGUAAAUGUGGAGUAUGAGUAAGCACAUCAGUUCUAGUAUAUGAAAAAGCUCACUUGGUACUGACAUUUUAGGGAUGUGAACAGUGCAUAAAUAUAUAGCAGCUUCCACACCUGAAAGGACUGGUAUUUGGAACAAGGCUUUAUAGGUGUUGACAUUUGUGGAAAUAUAUAAACCUACUAGAGAACACAUGCUGAAGGGAAACCCAAGGAAUGUAAAAGAAGGGAAUAAUAGUGGGUACUGCUGUGUGUGAACUUUAGGCUUUGUAUAGAAUUGUAUGUUCUGGGGGAAAUAAAGUUAAAAAUAGUAACCCACAUAGAUCAAAUAUUUAAUAGGCUAGAAACCACCAAAAAACUUAAGAGAAAAUGGAUAGGCAGAACUCUCCUUUAUAUUUUUGCAACAGUUUUUACUGUUUUAAAUGUUAAUGGCAAGGAAAACAAGCAAAAGUAAACAAAUGGGAAUACAUCAAAAUGAGGUUUCUGCACACAAAGGGGAAUCACCAUAACAUAAAAAGCCCUUCUGAAGCUCUUAAGUCCCAGGAUUCCCCACACCACCAUAAGCCAGAGAUGAGCAAUGCUCUGGUGUUUCUUUUUUUAAUUAUAUUUAUUUUCCCUUUUGUUGUAUUUACUGUUGUUUUUUUACUAUUAUUAUAGUUACUGUUGUUAUUGAUGUCAUUACUGUUGGAUAGGACAGAGAAAUGGAGAGAGGAGGGUAAGACAGCAGAAAGAGAAAGACACCUGCAGACCUGCUUCACCACUUGUGAAGUGACUCCCCUGCAGGUGAGGAGCCAGGGGCUCGAACCAGGAUCCUUAAGCUGGUUGUUGUGCUUUGCGCCACAAGCGCUUAACCCACUAUGCUCCCAGUGCUCUGGUGUUUGUGUGUGUGUAUCUCUAUAUUUCUCUCAAAAAUAAUAUAAAAAAAUAAAAUACUUAAAAAAUAAGUCUUUAAAAAAAUUAAAUAAUUAAAAAAAACCCUUAUACAUACAGAGAACUAAGAGACACUAUACAUAAUCUUCAAAGAGAUCCAAGGGAUCAACAGACUUAAAACAAUGCUCAAACAAUGCUCAAAUCACUGAUCAUCAGGGAAAUGCCAGUAAAAGCAACAAUGAGAAAAUACUUUAGUUGUCUGGGAAGUGGCGCAGUGGACAAUGCAUCAAAUCCUCAAGCAUGAGGUCCCAAGUUCAGUCGCCAGCAGCAUAUGUACCAAAGUGAUGUCUGGUUCUUCCUCUCUGUCUCCUAUCUUUCUUGUUAAUAAAUAAAAAUAAAAUAUGGUAGUCAUGUAUCAUUCCAUAAUCUCUGAUUCUCUCAAAAAAAAAGAAAAUGCCCCUGAGUGAAUGAAUGUCAUGCAUUUAAAAAGACAGAACACCAACUGUUCAAGAGACUGGGAGGCACUCUUACAUUGCAGGUGGGUGUAAAAACAGGUGUAAACCUUAUGGACAAUAUUCUAUAGAAUCAUCAGGACAUUAGAAAUGGGCCUACUUUAAAGUACAGCAAUCCCAACACAACGAGAACCACCUCAGCAUACUUCACUUCAGACUGUCCAGAGACUUCAGUUGUGGAAUGACAACCCUUCAGCUUCGUUACUCGGGUGAGACCUUUCCUUUCAUAGGAUUCUCUAAUUCCAUUCCAGCUGGUUCACUUUCUAACAAAGUGCCAAAACCUAGAUAUAGACAAGUUCCCGUGAGAUAGAGCAUGUGUUCACACGCAUCCAUAAACUAGGGCAAAAUAUAUAUCUGAAAGCAAAAGUUCAUAGUAGUCUGCAGUGAGUACCAUCCAACACUUCAUCUGUACUAUUUCAGCUUUUAGGUCCAUGAUUGGUCAACAAUUUGGCUUUGUAUGUUAACUCUCUUUUCAGCCACCAGAUUCCAAAUGCUACAUGAUGCCAACAGACUUCCUUCACCAAUGUGUCCUGGAGCUCCACAGCCCCACACUACUAGGGAAAGGG